This is a messenger RNA of Xenopus laevis (African clawed frog), 1847 nucleotides long. It is a transcript of the gene rps6kl1.L, whose product is annotated as ribosomal protein S6 kinase like 1 L homeolog. The record is from RefSeq and is a predicted model, not a curated record. The transcript is spliced from 11 exons. Bases 187 to 1527 code for a protein of 446 amino acids. Gene Ontology annotation, molecular function: ATP binding. NCBI's taxonomy places the organism in Eukaryota, Metazoa, Chordata, Amphibia, Anura, Pipidae.
GAGGCGGCGAAAGAAGAGGUGGGGGCAUGGGGAAAGAAUGAUGGUUAAAGCUUGAGAGUGAGUGUGUAGGAGCCGAAUCCCUGAUUUUAUGACAUAAAAUCCUGCGUCUUCGCAGAUGAAUACAGAGGAAGGGACCAACCCUGCAUGUUAACUGACUCCUGCUGUUACUGACCUCUUUAGGCGGCCAUGUGCAGUGAAGGAGAACUGUCCAGUCAAUACAGAGUUGGAAUCACAGGAGUUGCUGAGCAGACCUCAGGCUCUAAGACUCUCUCAAAACGAGAUUACCUAGUUGAUGCAGCAAAGCAGUUGCACGUGGCUCUUGAGAGGGAUGUCAAUGAGGAGUACGAGGCAGCUUUUAGCCAUUAUAAGCAUGGAGUAGAACUGCUGCUCAGCGGAGUCACAGUUGAUCCAAGCAGGGAACGACGUGAUGCUGUAAAACGCAAAAUCUCACAAUAUUUAAAACGUGCUGAAGAAAUAUUUAAUUGCCACUUGCAACGGCCCGUGGGAAAUAUCUGUGGUGCAACAGAGGGUUACAGCAGUCUCAGAUUUCGACCUAUCAGAGCCUUGAGUGCUGCAGUUGAAAACUUGAAGCACUACAGAGUCCUAAAGAUCCUUGGCAAGGUGCAGCUGGUUCAUGAUCCGUGCUCAGAAGCCACUUUUGUGCUUAAGUCUUUAAUAAAGUCUGGUCGAUCUGGACACGGAGCAGUUACUAUUAUUCCUCAGUGUGUCCCCUUCAUGGUCCAACUUCAGAGAUUUUACGUCAGCGAUGAUUCUUUGCACCUUCAGUUGCAGUACAUCCCAGGAGGCUGUCUGUGGGACCAGCUCAGGAAAUAUCAGACCAAUGGACAAAGUACAGACUUCCGACAAACUAGUAUUUUGCCUACUUCAGGCCCUACCCAACCCCUGGGCCCUGAUAAUGACUGUCAGUCAUUGGCCACACUUGUUCAGAGUCCAACAGGUCAUCUGACAGAGUUAUGUAACCCCAGACCCAGUAACUCCAAUGGAUUGUGCAGUGGGUCAUCUGGAUGCAUCUCAGAAUCACAAGUCAGAUUGUGGGGAGCACAGCUUAUUCUGGCUCUGGAGACUCUUCACCAGGAAGGUGUGCUAUGCAGAGACUUGAAUCCCCGCAACCUUUUAUUGGAAGACAAUGGUGAUGUUUACCUGACUUACUUUGGGCAGUGGCGUGAAGUGGAGAAUUCCUAUUGCCCUGAGGCAGCUGAGCAUCUCUAUGUAGCUCCAGAGGUCCUGGGAGUGGGCACUGUGAAUGAAGCCUGUGAUUGGUGGAGUCUGGGAGUCCUGCUGUAUGAGAUGCUAACUGGACAGUCUCUCUUUGACAGUUUAACUUCCGGAGUUAAUGCUUACAUGCAGGUUCCUUUUCCGGAUACUCUCUCUUCUGCUGCCAUUUCUCUGCUCACUGAGCUCUUGUGCUAUGAUCCUGGUAGGCGCCUUGGUUCUGGUCCUGGGGGAGUCCAGAAGAUAAAGACUCAUCCUUUCUUCCAUGGAGUCCAGUGGAACAAACUAGUGUGAAAUACUGAAACUACAUAUCAAAAGUGAAAUGCACUUCCACAAACAACAAUGACAUGAAGCCAUGACACAACAUCAUGUGAAAUACUACAAUUGCACAGACAUGCAUGGGUUAAGGUGUGCAUAUGGCUCACUAUGUGGUCACACAAUCCUACACCAAACUGGAAGCAAGCUCACAGGAGUAUCAUAUUGUUCACUCAGUAUCAAAUCUCUGUUUUUGUGCAUGGGAAGGCUAACUGCCAGUUGUUUAUGUAUAUAACACAUUGAUUUCUGAGACAUGUAACACCCGUUUGUUUAAUGAAUAAAUGGCCAUUUGGAAACUC